CCUGUUCAACUGCUGCCUUAGUCUACUUAUAGCCUACUUUUAUAGACUGUAAAACAGCGGAGAAAGGCAGAAAAAAGGACGAGAAUAAAACACAUCCAGCGAUCGCUACAAAAACAGGGAUUGACAUGUCAGAAAUUGUGCCCCCUGAAGUGAGACCUAAACCUGUCGUCCCAGCUAAGCCCUCUCAUGUGGCACCACCUUCUGGCGCUCCCUUUUUGCCUUCACCCCAAGGAACAGGGGGUGAAGGUCAAGGGUCAGGUCGAGGAUCUGCAUUGCUUGGAUACAUCGGUAUAGACACCAUCAUCGAGCAGAUGCGGAAGAAGACCAUGAAGACAGGCUUUGACUUCAACAUUAUGGUGGUUGGUCAGAGUGGUCUUGGGAAGUCCACUUUAGUGAAUACUCUCUUUAAGUCACAGGUGAGCAGGAGGAGUGCAAGCUGGAGUCGUGAUGACAAGAUUCCAAAGACUGUUGAGAUUAAAUCUGUCUCGCAUGUGAUUGAGGAAGGAGGGGUGAAGAUGAAGUUAACAGUCGUUGAUACACCAGGCUUUGGGGACCAAAUCAACAAUGAUAAUUGCUGGGAGCCCAUAUCCAAAUACAUCAAUGAACAAUAUGAGAAGUUUUUAAAGGAAGAAGUCAACAUUGCUCGCAAGAAACGCAUCCCUGAUACCCGAGUGCACUGCUGCUUGUACUUCAUAUCCCCAACUGGACACUCGCUUCGCCAGUUGGAUAUUGAGUUCAUGAAACAUCUGAGUCGUGUGGUCAACAUCAUUCCUGUCAUUGCCAAAUCGGACACACUCACUCUUGAAGAGAAAAUUGAAUUUAAACAAAAGGUGAGGAAGGAGCUGGAAAUGUGUGGGAUCGAGUGUUAUCCGCAGAAAGAGUUUGAUGAAGACACGGAGGAUAAGAGUGAUAAUGAUAAGAUCAGGGAGACAAUGCCCUUUGCCGUGGUAGGAAGUGAUAAAGAGUACCAGGUCAAUGGGAAACGAGUUUUAGGGAGGAAGACAGCCUGGGGAGUGGUGGAGGUUGAAAACCCAAACCACUGCGAAUUCUCCUUACUUCGUGAUUUCAUGAUUAGGUCUCACCUCCAGGACCUGAAGGAGGUCACUCAUAACAUCCAAUACGAGACGUACCGUGCCAAGAGGCUCAACGAUAACGGAGGUCUGCAUCCCAUCAACUCCUCUGGCCAUGACACACAAGAAAGCAACCUGUGAAGAAGAACAAGGAAAAAAAACUAGCAGUAUAGUAAGGAUGUGAGAGGAGACAUAGAUUCAUCUUGUAAUAAUUCAGCUGUGCAUGCUCAGAAGAUCUCAUCGCUGUGGAGGUUUUGUCUUUAUGCUCCUUUUAACCCUUUGUGGA
This is a messenger RNA of Rhinichthys klamathensis goyatoka, 1356 nucleotides long. RefSeq names its product septin 3 (gene septin3). The record is from RefSeq and is a predicted model, not a curated record. The coding region runs from base 126 to 1211 and encodes 361 amino acids. Gene Ontology annotation, molecular function: GTPase activity; GTP binding; molecular adaptor activity. Gene Ontology annotation, cellular component: microtubule cytoskeleton; cell division site; neuron projection. NCBI's taxonomy places the organism in Eukaryota, Metazoa, Chordata, Actinopteri, Cypriniformes, Leuciscidae. Gene Ontology annotation, biological process: cytoskeleton-dependent cytokinesis. The transcript is spliced from 10 exons.